AUGCCGCGCGCCAUCAUAGAGUCUACGCCUGAGGAUGAAUCUACACCCGAAUCUAGAGCCGGUCCUAGUCAGUCUCGUGGCGCAGCACAGGACGUAGAAAGUGAAGAGGACAUGGAUAUUGAUGCCGAAGGCGAAGAUGAUGAAGAUGCUGAGGGAGAGCUGGAUGGCGAGUUUGACGACGAGCAGAACGAUGUAGAUGCCGCCUACGACGUAUCGGACGCUGCUGAGGAUACACCACCGCCGGCUCUGGCUCACAAGGGCAAGAAGCCUGUUGCAAAGAGUAGUGGACUCAAGAUUACACUGAAACCUCCGGCGCCACAACCCCAGAAAUCGCCACGGACGCGUCGCAAUACCCGCAUUAUCGAGAGUCCACUGGAAGGCUCCGAACCACCGUCUCGUGAUAUCGAAUCCGAGGAUGAAGACGCCGAAGGGGAAGACGACGAGGAAGAAGACGAUUCGGAGGUCUUGCCUGGACAGAGCUCCCGUCAGCUUACUGCACGCCAGGCCGCAUUGGCCAGCGCGGGGGAGACGCAACUUGUUUCUCUUGAAUCUGCUUCUGGACGCAAGAAGAAGCAACUCAAUGAAGUCGAAGAGGCUCUGAAGCGAGAGGAGACUGCACGCAAGCGCAAGCAUAUGAGCGAGAAGAGGCUGGAGGACGAGAAGAUGGACACCAUCAACAGACUUCUGAAGAAGCAGUCUCGUCCAAGAAAUAAGCGCAAUGCACUUGCGACGGCGGAUGAUCGCACACCGCUUUCGCAGACAAACGCCGGUACGCCUGAUGUCGAAGAGGAAGGCAGUAUGUCUGCGCCUCCUCGACCAGUUGAGGUACCCACAAUGUACCGGUGGAUAUCUACUUCCCGCCCAGCGGCCAUGCCAAUACCUGAAGCUGGCGUCCCUGCUGCUGCCAUACCGGCGUCAGCUGUCGACGAGCCUCCUGCGCAUCCCGCUACCGGGCCGGUGAUGGUCCUAUCCUUCUCUGUACCUGUCAAUGCUCUUCCUACCGCUCAAUCCGCGCCCAGUGCCCCCAUAUCUACAGGAAUGGACGUCGAUGCUCCGUCGCGGAAGAUGACACCGCACUGUGUCGCGCCAGGAUGUCAAUUGACGUCCAAAUAUCGACUGAAGAGUAAUUGGACUCAGGGCGUCUGUGGCAUCCAGCACUUGAAGCUGGUCGAGCAGUCUACCAACGCGUAG
Messenger RNA from Peniophora sp. CBMAI 1063, 1191 nucleotides. Lineage: Eukaryota; Fungi; Basidiomycota; Agaricomycetes; Russulales; Peniophoraceae. The record is from the annotation of a GenBank genome assembly.